AUGAAUGGAGCCUACCAGCAGAAAGUAAACCAGUCCUCCGCGCCAGACCGUGAACUGAUCCAGGAAAAACAAGCUGAUGUCGAACCACGAAAGAGCAGGGGUGCAACGAUGACAAUUGAUCCUACGUAUAGCCAGUCCUCUGCGCCAGACCGUGAACUGAUCCAGGAAAAACAAGCUGAUGUCGAACCACGAAAGAGCAGUGGUGCAACGAUGACAAUUGAUCCUACGUAUAGCCAGUCCUCUGCGCAAGACCGUGAACCGAUCCAGGAAAAACAAGCUGAUGUCGAACCACGAAAGAGCAGGGGUGCAACGAUGACAAUUGAUCCUACGUAUAGCCAGUCCUCUGCGCCAGACCGUGAACUGAUCCAGGAAAAACAAGCUGAUGUCGAACCACGAAAGAGCAGGGGUGCAACGAUGACAAUUGAUCCUACGUAUAGCCAGUCCUCCGCGCCAGACCGUGAACUGAUCCAGGAAAAACAAGCUGAUGUCGAACCACGAAAGAGCAGGGGUGCAACGAUGACAAUUGAUCCUACGUAUAGCCAGUCCUCUGCGCCAGACCGUGAACUGAUCCAGGAAAAACAAGCUGAUGUCGAACCACGAAAGAGCAGUGGUGCAACGAUGACAAUUGAUCCUACGUAUAGCCAGUCCUCUGCGCAAGACCGUGAACCGAUCCAGGAAAAACAAGCUGAUGUCGAACCACGAAAGAGCAGGGGUGCAACGAUGACAAUUGAUCCUACGUAUAGCAAGUCGCCUGUGUUUGAUGGUGAACAGUCCAAGCAAAAACAAGCCACCCCUGCAAAUGCCGAUCUAGGUACCGGGAUUUCAUUUAAAGCUAGAAAUGAUAUUGACAUAACAAGAAAAGCGUCCAAAGGUGACAUUUUAAAUUUUUUUGCAAGAUGUACUGGGAAAAAGCAACGAGUGAGGGACGUCAAAAUAAAGAAAGGGUGCGUACUAGUAUGUAUUGACAUCACGGCUGCUGGAAAUCAGUCAGAACCAUCUUCGCUAGAUCUGGCUGAAGAGUUCAAGCACUAUCUCCUGGAUGGCGGGACUAUACAAUUAUCUGACGAAUCACGCACGGUGUUAGAUGUAGACGAAGAAAGUUUCGAGAUAACGCCACAUAAUGCUCCCGAAGAUGGCAUACCGUUCGUGAACAUCAGUCAUGCCAAGUUUGUUGUUCUUGUCGGAAAAACGGUCAUCAUUCAAACCUACGUCAUCGCAUCUCCAAAGGCUACAUCAAUUGAGUGGUUUAAGAUAGAAGAUGAUAACCACAUUCCAAUAGAAAUAGACAACAAAAUAUAUUUCGGAGGCUCUGUUCUUUCUCCCACAUUAAUCAUCCGCGAGACAAACAUCGACGAUCAAGGACAGUACAUGUGUACGGCUACCAAUAGUAAUGGAACUGGUUCCGGUAACAUUACGGUCCUGUCCAUACAAUCUGGAAAUGUUGAUGCUCUGAGUGAUAAUGGGAUUGGCGCAAGGAUAAACACUGAUGAAGAUGUUAUUGGGAAGGAUGCUGAUGCUGUGAUGGAAGAUGUUGGUAGUUACCCGGAAGGCGUCGAUGAUGUGAUGGAAGGUGUCAGUGCUGACAGGAAAGAAGUUGAUAUAAAAGAUGUUACCGAUGCCACCAAAUUAAUUUCAUUAAACAUCAGAGGCAAUGUUGAUACUCUGAUUGAUGAUGGGAUUGGCGCAAGGAUAAACACUGAUGAAGAUGUUAUUGGGAGGGAUGCUGAUGCUGUGUUGGAAGAUGUUGAUAGUUACCCGGAAGGCGUCGAUGAUGUUAUGGAAGGUGUCAGUACUGACAGAAAAGACGUUGAUAUAAAAGAUGAUACCGAUGCCACCAAAUUGAUUCCAUUAAACUUCACAGGUUGUGAUCGUGGUGAAUCUACUACUUAUUGGUGUUACCAAGAGAUGAACUUCGACUUAAACGAAGAACAGAAACAGAAGAUGCAGGACUUAUGUGAUAUACCAGGACACCAACAGAGACUGAAACAACACGAAAAAAUGAUAAUGUUAUCUAUCACAACUGAUGUCGAUCCACGAAAGAGCAGGGGUGCAACGAUGGCAAUUGAUCCUAUGUAUAGCCAGUCCUCUGCGCCAGACCGUAAACCGAUCCAGGAAAAACAAGAAUCACAUGAAGAAACAAAACCCAAAAAGCGCUCCAAGAAAAAGAAGCGGUCUCUCAGCCUAGAAUCGAAAGAUUGA
Messenger RNA from Pecten maximus, 2199 nucleotides. RefSeq lists its product as uncharacterized. The transcript has 26 exons. The coding region runs from base 1 to 2199 and encodes 732 amino acids. Lineage: Eukaryota; Metazoa; Mollusca; Bivalvia; Pectinida; Pectinidae. The record is from RefSeq and is a predicted model, not a curated record.